AUGGGUAGUGCUGUAUCGAAACGUCGCGAAAAAGAUAAAAAUUAUUUAUUACAAACAUUAGAUGAACAUGAAGCUGGUAUUAACUGUAUGGUAUUGAGUGAAGAUGGUAGUGUAUUAGCCACAGGCUCAGACGAUCAUAGUAUACGUCUGUGGAGUGCCAAAACAGAUCUCGUUGAAUGUAUCGGUAUUCUAACUGGACAUCAGGAUUAUGUAACAUGCAUUAUUAUUGAAGAAAAUUUUUUAAUUAGUGCUUCAGCUGACAAAACAUUGCGAAAAUGGGAUAUGAGUUUAUGUCAAUGUUUAUUUAUCUUCACGGGACAUACAUCACUCAUUAGUCGUGUGAUAUGUACCGGAGAUUUUAUAUUCUCAACAUCAUAUGAUCGAACAGCAAGAUGUUGGGAUAUUGAUAGUGGUACUUGUGUUAGGGUGUUUCGUGGACAUAAACAUGGCGUAUUACCAAUUCUAUUUGUACCAUCUGAACAGGAUGAAGCCGAUUUAUUAGAUGAUGAAAUUGAUAUUUAUACAAAAGAUGUUAUUAUAACAGGAUCACAAGAUAACACAGCGAAAUCGUGGUCAUUUGAAAGUGGUGAAUGUUUAAAAACAUUCAAAGGACAUACGGCUGCUAUUCUAUGUUUGACAACGGAUCGACAAGGAAAACUUUUAUUUACCGGAGCUGCUGAUAACUUCAUUCGAUGUUGGGAUAUCUUUCGUGGAAAUGAAUUACGAGUAUUCGAAGCGCAUUCUGGUUCAAUUAUCAACGUUGUUGUAAUCAAUAAACUUUUAUUUUCAAGUAGUUCCGAUCAUACAGUUCGAUGUUUUGUUACAGAAUUUGGCGAUUGUACACGAGUAUAUAAAGGACAUAAACAUACUGUAUCUUGUUUACAAGUAAAAAAUGGUUUAGUUUAUACGGGUUGUGGAGAUGCUUUUGUUCGUUGUUUUGAUGCAAGAUCGGGUAUUUUGAAACGCACAUUUAAGUCUCAUACACUUGCUGUUAGUGCCAUGGAGACGACUAAAGACCGUUUAUUUUCUGGUUCUGUAGAUGGAACAUUAAAAGUAUGGGAUAUCGCUACUCUAAAACCUGAUACUGUUGAAACUACUCAAUUACCAGUUAAAAAGCCAGACACGAACAAACUUGAUCCAAAUUCAUCAAUGAAUUCAUCGCAGGGAAGAAAUCUAAAUACUGACAAACGAUCCGAUGUUGACUCGGGAAUAGAUGAACGAGAAUUUCGUGAUCGAGCACAUGAUAUGGUUUAA
Didymodactylos carnosus is the source of this 1254-nucleotide messenger RNA. Lineage: Eukaryota; Metazoa; Rotifera; Eurotatoria; Philodinida; Philodinidae. The record is from the annotation of a GenBank genome assembly.